Molecule: messenger RNA, 1457 nt
Organism: Cercospora beticola
Lineage: Eukaryota; Fungi; Ascomycota; Dothideomycetes; Mycosphaerellales; Mycosphaerellaceae
Product: questin oxidase family protein
Molecular function (GO): oxidoreductase activity
Source: RefSeq, a predicted model, not a curated record
AUGGCUGAAUCUCAAAAGGACGUGAUCGACAACAAGACUGGCUCACCUAUUCCGCUUGGCGCUACAACAAGGCAUCACGAACAGUCUCACAUUACUGCAACAUACGCAAUCAUUAGGAAACUAUGGCGACCAUGACAACAACCACCGUCGCAAUGAGCUCGCCACAGGUUGAUCAGCCUCCAAGCAUGCUUUCAGCAACAAAGACAAGCGAGCUGUUGCAGCUGAAUCACGACAAGUAUCACAUAUUCUUCGACAACUUCACCAAAAUUGGGCUGGCUAUGCACAAUCACAUUCCUCAUCAGGUACUCACUCUCCUCGCACUGGGUGCCUCAGCGGAAGAGAUCCAGAAAGGCUAUGAUGCAAGCGCAGCCUAUCAGCGGACGUCAGGUUCUGUGGACUACGAUGCAGUGUCUCAGAUGAGUAGCUGGCAAGGUCUGCAAAGCUUCUAUGGGGAUGAAUCUUACUAUCGAAGUUACUUGCACUUCUUCAGCCAGGAAAUCGAGAAGCGAGGAUGGCCUUCUGUGCUUCAGAAAUAUCUUUUUGCUGGAACUGAGGAAAGUGAUCGCUUAUUGGCACGACACUUCGCAGGUGUCGUCCAUCCCAUAAUCCACCUUGGAUUUGGAGUGGAGUUCGAGGCUCCCGGUGUGAUUGCGGAAGCACUUGCCCAGGCUGCGAUUCACGACAAUCGCCAUUGCGAUGCAAUCGCUCGGAUUCUGCUGUCGGCUGAUGCAUUAGUGGAAAGCGGAAGUGCUUCGCCGUGCCGCUCUAUCGCCGAUUUAAUCGACGAGAUUCAAUGCGACGAGAAGCUCAGAGAUGCCGCAAGGCCCUCUGACAUGAAUCCGCUCCUCAUGGGGACUAUCGGAAGAGCCAAUGAUCGAAUGGCCAGCAUCGCUGCCAAAUUCCAAGUCUUACCGGAUUCGGCAGACAUCGAGCGUAAGACUGCAGAGAUGUACAACGCGGUGGUUUGUUACACUGCAGGUGCGCAGCGAGCGGACCGGCACGUCAAGUUCGACUUCUUCUACAUGCACUGCGUCAAUCUUUCCCUGUUCCUCGAAGUCUUCCGAAAGCAAGACUGGAUGACAGAUGCGCAAAAAGCCCGGCUCCUGCAAUGGAAGGUUUCCAUGGACUUGGCGAUCUACUCCUCCAGAGGUGCUCCUGAGCCACAACUGCACGAGAUUCGCAAUCACAAGCCUAGCAAGCCCUCGGGAUGGGACGGUAUCAUACAACGAGCUAUCGAUUUUCACGACGACUGUCACGUUGUUAAACUGAUUCGAGCCUUGAUUCGAGGACAGUCUAUCUGCGCACCCUAUGAGGACUGCGAUGAGUUCCGCAUCAAACGCAACGACUGGCUGCAAAUCGGUCACAUGGUCGUCGAUUCUGUCUCGACAGGCGAACCAUACUGGAUCAGAUCUGCUGGGUUCGAUCAUGCGUGGGAAGAUGUGCCUUUGCGACAAUAA